AUGUUCAACAGUAAUCUGGACCAAUGGUAUGAACACAAUACCGGUUUUGUUCAAAAACUACAUUCACGUUACCCAACGAAAAAGGAUGAGUUGGUCAAAUACUUGACUAAAAGCCAUGAAAACCAUGUAUUAAGUGGUAGUAAUUAUAACGAAUGGAAGGAUCUUCCGAUGGAUUUGGAUUCUCAGUUAAAGCUCGAAUUUGCGUUGUAUCUAAUAAACGAGCGUCUACAGUCAUCUGGAAUUAACAGACUGAAGGCCUCGGUAUUUUUGCAAAAGAUGGGGAAUGCUGAUUCUGAUGCGCUGAAGGAAUUGGUUCAUUUGGUGGUGGAGAAUGGUACGCCAAGAGCCGCACAAAGUGCAACUGACGGGGAUGAUAAAGUGGAACAAAUUACCUCAUAUUUGAUAUCGAGUGCUAUUUCUAAGGGUAUAAACCUAGCACCAGUGGAGGACACUUCGAACAUCGCAUCAUCCGACGACGAUGAAUUAGCUUUCUGCAAGAAAACAAUUUCCAAUCUAAUAAACGCAUUCCCGGAGUCAUCUAGUAGCAAGAAAGAUGAAUCGGCUCCACAAACUGUGGAUGUGAAGUCCUCGCCAGAUACUUCAACCUUCGAGACAGAUACAAAAGACAUGCCUACUAAGGAAGAGGACUUGAAAACUGCAAUUAAAGACUUGCAACUAGCCUACAAGUUCCUGAAAUCGCAAUACGAGAAUGAUAGAACCGAGUACUUAUCUACUAUCGAGAACUUGAACAAGACCAAUAGAGAGCUAUCAGAAGAAUUACUUCACUAUCAUAGUAAACUAAAGGAGUCUAAAGAAAAACCCAAGGCGGUUGCAAAGACAAAGCCAGAGUCAUUAGAACUUCACGGUUCCUUUUCUCCGAUUUUCUCAGACUUUCAAGAUAUUAAGUCUCCAGGAUCUUCUUCCAACAACCAUCAAUCGUUUUCAAUGAUGAAGCAAGAAUUCAAAAGGGUCUUAGCAGAUACCCAGCAAAGAUAUGAGAAGGAGCUUCAACAGGAACGCGAGCUAAGAAUGCAGCUAGAACAGGAAUUAGAACAACACACAGCUGAUAGAUCGAUAUAUUAG
This is a messenger RNA of Kluyveromyces marxianus DMKU3-1042, 1083 nucleotides long. RefSeq names its product Pea2p (gene PEA2). The transcript has a single exon. Lineage: Eukaryota; Fungi; Ascomycota; Saccharomycetes; Saccharomycetales; Saccharomycetaceae. The record is from RefSeq and is a predicted model, not a curated record. The coding region runs from base 1 to 1083 and encodes 360 amino acids.